This is a messenger RNA of Lactuca saligna, 1754 nucleotides long. The record is from the annotation of a GenBank genome assembly. NCBI's taxonomy places the organism in Eukaryota, Viridiplantae, Streptophyta, Magnoliopsida, Asterales, Asteraceae.
AUGGCUCUCACCGUCGAGAAAACCUCCACCGGCCGUGAAUACAAGGUCAAGGACAUGUCCUUAGCUGAUUUUGGCAGACUUGAACUCGAAUUAGCCGAAGUUGAAAUGCCCGGUUUGAUGUCUUGCCGGACUGAAUUCGGACCUUCGCAGCCAUUCAAGGGUGCUAGGAUCACAGGUUCACUCCACAUGACUAUUCAAACCGGUGUUCUCAUUGAAACACUAACCGCUUUGGGCGCCGAGGUGAGAUGGUGUUCAUGCAACAUUUUCUCGACUCAGGAUCACGCCGCCUCCGCCAUCGCACGUGAUUCCGCGGCUGUGUUCGCCUGGAAGGGGGAGACUCUUCAGGAAUACUGGUGGUGUACGGAACGAGCUCUUGAUUGGGGUCCCGGCGGUGGACCUGAUUUGAUUGUUGAUGAUGGAGGUGAUGCCACGCUUUUGAUCCAUGAAGGAGUGAAAGCGGAGGAGGAGUUCGCGAAAACAGGGAAAUUGCCAGAUCCGACGUCAACCGACAAUGCAGAGUUCCAGAUCGUGUUGUCGAUCAUUAAGGAUGGGUUGCAGAGUGAUCCGAAGAAGUACCACAAGAUGAAAGAUAGGUUAGUCGGUGUAUCGGAGGAGACGACAACCGGAGUUAAGAGGCUGUAUCAGAUGCAAGCCAAUGGUACCUUGUUAUUCCCUGCCAUCAAUGUCAAUGAUUCCGUUACCAAGAGCAAGUUUGACAACUUGUACGGAUGCCGCCACUCACUCCCCGACGGAUUAAUGAGAGCCACCGACGUAAUGAUCGCCGGAAAGGUUGCAGUCGUCUGUGGUUACGGAGACGUCGGAAAGGGUUGCGCCGCCGCCAUGAAACAAGCCGGAGCUCGUGUGAUAGUGACAGAAAUCGACCCAAUCUGUGCCCUUCAAGCUCUAAUGGAAGGUCUCCAAGUCCUAACCCUAGAAGACGUCCUCGCAGAAGCCGACAUAAUCGUCACCACCACCGGCAACAAAGACAUCAUCAUGGUCGACCACAUGAAAAAAAUGAAGAACAACGCCAUCGUCUGCAACAUAGGCCAUUUCGACAACGAAAUCGACAUGCUUGGGCUAGAAACAUACCCAGGUGUGAAAAGAGUCACGAUUAAACCCCAAACCGAUCGAUGGGUGUUCCCUGAUACAAAAACUGGAGUGAUUAUAUUGGCAGAAGGGAGGUUGAUGAACUUGGGUUGUGCUACAGGGCAUCCAAGUUUUGUGAUGUCGUGUUCGUUUACAAACCAGGUGAUUGCACAGCUUGAAUUGUGGAAGGAAAAGGGAAGUGGGAAGUAUAAGAAGGAAGUGUAUGUGUUACCUAAGCAUCUUGAUGAGAAGGUGGCUGCUCUUCAUCUUGGUAAGCUUGGAGCGAAGUUAACGAAGCUUAGUAAAGAUCAGGCUGAUUAUAUUAAUGUUCCGGUGGAAGGUCCCUACAAGCCUGUUACUUACAGGUACUGAUUAAGCUUAUACCAUACGAAAUAUAUACGUCUUGAUUAUGUUGGUGGUGGUUGUUGGGAAAGGUGGUUGGAGAGAAUUAAUUGGAUUAUGGGGGUUGAAUAAGGGUGGAGUAUUGAAGGUUGUGUAAUAUUGUAGUGGUUAUUAUUUUAUUAUUAUGGGUUAAAAUGAAAAAACAAAUAGCAAAAUACUUUUAUUUGUUUCAGAGUAAAUUACACGAAUGAUUCCUAUGGUUUUCGGUAAUUUGCACGUUUAGUUCAUAACUUAUUUUUUUAAUUCAGAAGAUCCCUACUAUUUGU